AAAAGUUUCAAUGUCCAGCACGUGGCCCAGCUCUUCCUACAACUCGCUACGACCACUCAAACCACUUCUACCUUCCUUUCUACAAUCGCACGCCGGCAACUCGUCCUCCAUACCCAAAGCACAACGCAAGGGCAGCCCAUCAGACAGAAUGGGUGCUUCAACGGUCCGCAUCCUCAUCAUCAAUCCCAAUACCUCUCACCACAUGACCGAGGCGCUGAAACCAGUCAUCGAAAGCCUGGAUCUCCCGUCCACCAUCAAAUCCACGUUCUUCACCUCCCCUUCCCCGGGCAUCCCGAGCAUAAACUCCCCCGAAGAUGCCGCUCAAUCCGCGGAAAACUGUCUGUCGAAACUCAUCCCACUUCUUAAAGAUCACGACGCCUUCCUAGUAGCAUGCUACAGUCAGCACCCUUUAGUCCCGCAGUUGAAAAAAGAAUGUGCCAAACUCGCUGCCUCCAACGCCGAGAGGAAGUUCGUUACCGGCAUAUUCGAAGCGAGCGUAACGACGAGUCUGGCUCUCGUUCCAGACGAUGCCGGGUUCGGAAUCGUAUCGACGGGCAAGAUAUGGGAGGAGGCGCUGCAGACUGCGGUGGAUGAGUUUCUUGGAACUAGCAAGUCGACCAGGUUCUACGGGUGCGAGACCACGGGGCUGAAUGCGAGUGAGUUGCACGAUUUGCCGGCCGAAGAAGUGCGUGUGAAGAUGAUGGAUGCUACGAAACGACUUCUCAGACGGGGUAUGACACGGCCAGGGGCCAAGGAUUCGAAGGUGAAGGCUAUUUGUCUGGGUUGCGCGGGUAUGGUGGGACUAGACUCUGCGGUGCGGAGUGCUUGUAUAGAAGAGCUUGGAGAUCAGGCGGGUAAGCAGGUGCAUAUCGUUGAUGGGGUCAGGGCUGGGGUUGGGAGCUUGUACGGGCUUUGGAAGGCUAUGGGUGGAUAUUACUGAUGACGUGCGAACAACAACACAGCAAAGAGUCGGGAUACGCGAUUCACACUGUUGGAGACAACCUCUUACAUCGUCAACCGCCAAAAAGCAGCAACAAGUUUG
Molecule: messenger RNA, 1042 nt
Organism: Exophiala viscosa
Lineage: Eukaryota; Fungi; Ascomycota; Eurotiomycetes; Chaetothyriales; Herpotrichiellaceae
Product: Asp/Glu/Hydantoin racemase-domain-containing protein
Exons: 1
Coding region: 11-940 (309 amino acids)
Source: RefSeq, a predicted model, not a curated record